Bactrocera tryoni is the source of this 590-nucleotide messenger RNA. RefSeq lists its product as uncharacterized. The transcript is spliced from 3 exons. The record is from RefSeq and is a predicted model, not a curated record. The coding region runs from base 1 to 585 and encodes 194 amino acids. Lineage: Eukaryota; Metazoa; Arthropoda; Insecta; Diptera; Tephritidae.
AUGCACCAAUUUCGUAUCGCCGAGCCCCAUUCGCAGCGUAUGGCCACCCAACUCCAACUUAAUAUAAGUGGGGAUACUGCGUCGGUACUGCAGAAAAUCCUUGAAAGCCUUGGUAGGAUGGAAUCUCGGCAAGAAGACAUGAUAAAUCGGUUAUCAGCUGUAGAAAGCGCUCUUGCUGAGAAGAUGCCAGAACGUGCGGAGAUCCAAGCACAAGGUCAAUUGUUGCGGGAGUGUAAGGUGCUCUCGGCAAAAACCCACCGCAGUGUAAGCCGCAUCACUGGCGAAGGAGUGAGCGAGGAGCAGACUCUGUUGCAAAGCUUGUUCCCAAUGUGGUCAGAGGAAACAUUGCUGAAGGUGGAGGAGCACCUUACACUCCAAGCUUACUCUGACGCUAUGACGGCCAUUAUUCUAAAUAUAAAAUCUACCAAGGACUCGAUAGAGAAGGUGAUGCAGUCCUUAUUUAGUGAUGAGUUGGUGUGGCUGUACAACUACGAAGGAAAAGCUGGAAAAAAGGCCCUAAACAAAUUAAGAAUAGUGGAUAUCAUUCUCGGUAAUAUUAAUCUAUUUUUAUUCUUUCCUUUUUAAUUUUU